Aspergillus novofumigatus IBT 16806 is the source of this 471-nucleotide messenger RNA. RefSeq names its product COX assembly mitochondrial protein. Gene Ontology annotation, cellular component: mitochondrion. Bases 1 to 282 code for a protein of 93 amino acids. Lineage: Eukaryota; Fungi; Ascomycota; Eurotiomycetes; Eurotiales; Aspergillaceae. The record is from RefSeq and is a predicted model, not a curated record. The transcript is spliced from 2 exons.
AUGCAUUCCCACCUACACACCCCUACAAUGCCAGUACACUGCGAAGAGAUCAUGACCGCUCUCGACGAAUGUCACGCUCGCGGAUUCCUUCACAAAGCCCUGGGCAAUUGCAACGACAUCAAGCGUGACGUCAACAAGUGCCUCGCCGCGGAGCGGUAUCAGCGCGCAAAGAAGAAUCGGGACCAGGCUCGGGAUAACCGGAAGCGGAUCGAGAAGAUCUGGGCUGAGGAGAGGGCUCUCGAGCAGGGUGUUUCGCUCAAUGGGGAGUCGAAGCAGCAAUAACUGCGUUGCUGACGAGUUUGGAAGUCGACGAUUGAGAAGGUGGAUGGGGUUGUUUUGCAUGAUGGAGUUGUUGUCUUGGUUUGGUGCUAGGCGGCGUUUAUGGUCUUGUUCUCUCUUCUCAUCUUCUGAGUGGUGUCACUCAUUCUACUCAGUGUAACACUACAUGUCUGUAUAUAUAGCGUGGACGAG